This is a messenger RNA of Laetiporus sulphureus 93-53, 726 nucleotides long. RefSeq lists its product as uncharacterized. The transcript is spliced from 5 exons. The record is from RefSeq and is a predicted model, not a curated record. Lineage: Eukaryota; Fungi; Basidiomycota; Agaricomycetes; Polyporales; Laetiporaceae. Bases 159 to 569 code for a protein of 136 amino acids.
UUGCGAGCUGUGCAUAGGCCACCCACAUAUACUUAGCCUCGCGAACCUCACAUCUCUUUCCCUUUCCUCUCAUCUCCGUCCUCUCACAUCCCCUGCAUUCGGACACUUCAUCAAAGCUACACUUCUGCUACACUGUGUGAUCACUGAGAACUCGAACUAUGGAUACAACUCCGAGAAACAUCGACUCUGAGCUAUCCAGUCCUCUGACUGUGCCCGCCUCAGAGCAUUCUGACUUGACUGUACCUGAAAUCUCAAUCAUGCAACCUAUGGAGGGCUCACAGCCAACCCUACCUUCUUCAGACCCUCAGAUUCUGAAUAUGCCAGUGCAAAUAUCAAACCCAAGUUCAUCAACUGCUGCAGGCCCAAGUGGUCUUCUGCUGGCAGAAGCAGUUCAAUUUUUAGCGAAAUUUCAAUCUGGAUUUUCUUUGGGGCUAUUGAGAACAUGUGUUAUUUUGAAGAAUACAAAUGCUGGGUAUAUUAUAUUUAGCAUUGAAGUGCUAUUGCUGCUUUGCUCAUGCUAUGUAAUCAAGAAAACUGCUGCACAAUAUCAUCAAACUUGUGCUGCAUGACAGCAGGGAGAAUAAAGAAGCACUGCAAUUGCACCACAUGAGCCUCAAUAUAGUGUCAUUGAUCGCUAAUAUUGAUGCAGAUUUAGUUCAAAUUCAAGGCAACAUUUCAGAGUUUUUCAUGCAAAUCCUGGCACAUCUUUCUCAGGAACUUCUGAAA